UGCCUGAAACGGGUUGGAUGGGCACGAGGUGGUCCAGGCAGAGUGGGGGGGAGCUCAACUAGAUGACCUCUGGAGCAGCGUUUCUCAACCUGUGGGUUGUGACCCAAAACAAUAUAUGUGAAGGGAUCACAAACAAACUUUAAAAAUGGAUUAUCCUUUACAGGAGAAAAAUGUGGGAACCUGAGGCUUUUCCCUUGAAGGCUGGCAGGGUCCCUGCCUGUGAGGGGCUGCUGGGGGACCCCCUAUGCCCCACACCCAUCCCCUGCCCCACGCACUGGAGUGGGGGACGGGCAGGGCCAGGGGGCUGUUUUCUACUUAAACUAUUCAGGGGGUCAGGGCUGGGCCUUGCUGUUUACCAGCGAGCGGCGCACAGGACCAGGCGGGCGGGAAGCGCUGGUUUAGCGGGUAGACAGUUCCGCGCUGCCCGCGAGCGCCGACCGGCAGGCCGGGUCCCCGGGCGCGGCGCGGGGCUGCAGUCAGGGGCACGUGGCCGGCCGCAGCCCAGGCAGGGGGAGCACGAGCUUUGCCGGACUCUUCAGCCGACGGGCAGGGAAAAGCAGUGGGCCCAAGCGGGGUCACGAAAGCCCCCGGCCCGGCUCGACCCCGCCCAGGUGCCGGCGCGGGGAGGGCCGGGAAGCAGAGCGAGCCGCCUCGCCGCCGGGCCGGGAGACGGAGCCAUGUCCGCGGCGCGCCGGGGCCGAGCGGGCGCGGGGGAGCCGGGGCCCGCGGUGCCGCAGGGGCUGCUCCGCGCCGCCCGCAAGAGCGGCGUUUUGAACCUGUCGGGCCGGGACCUGAGCGAGGUGCCUCAGCAUGUGUGGCGAAUAAAUUUGGACACUCCAGAGGAAGCCCAUCAGAACCUCUCUUUCAGUGCUGCUGAUCGCUGGUGGGAGCAAACAGAUCUGACCAAACUUAUCUUAGCCUCAAACAAACUGCAGUGUCUUUCAGAGGAUGUCAGACUUCUUCCUGCUCUCACUGUGCUGGAUAUACAUGAUAAUCAGCUGACAGCUCUUCCUUCUGCUAUAGGAAUUUUGGAAAAUCUGCAGAAACUGGAUGUUAGCCAUAACAAGCUGAAAAAUAUACCAGAGGAAUUGACACAGUUGAGGCACUUGAAGAGCCUUCUUGUACAACACAAUGAGUUAAGUCAUUUACCUGAUGGAUUUGGACAGCUUGUCAGUUUGGAAGAGCUAAAUCUUUCCAACAACCAUCUUGCAACUAUUCCAACCAGUUUUGCUUCCCUAACUAACUUGAUACGACUCAACGUGGCCCAGAAUCAGCUAAGGAGUCUGCCAGCAGAAAUCUGCUCAAUGAAAAGCUUAAAACAACUGGAUUGCACUAAAAACUUCUUAGAGACUAUACCUCCUGAAUUGGCCAGCAUGGCAUCUUUAGAACAGCUUUACUUAAGAAAAAAUAAAUUGCAUUUCUUACCAGAAUUCCCAUCAUGCAGAUUACUAAAGGAGUUACAUGUUGGAGAAAAUCAGAUUGAAGUGUUAAACACAGAGCACCUUAAGCAUUUGAAUUCUCUCUGUGUGUUGGAGCUUAGAGAUAACAAGCUUAAAUCGCUUCCUGAUGAAAUUACUUUGCUUCAAAAGUUGGAGCGACUUGACCUAGCUAACAAUGAUAUUAGUAGAUUGCCUUAUGCACUGGGGAACCUUCCUCACUUGAAAUUCCUCGCACUAGAGGGAAAUCCUUUGAGAGCUAUUCGAAGAGACAUUUUACAGAAAGGCACCCAAGAACUUCUGAAGUAUCUAAGAAGCAAAAUCCAAGAUGAUAUAACUAACCCAAGCGAGGAACCUCCUGUGACAGCCAUGACUCUUCCAAGCGAGUCAAGAAUUAACAUGCAUGCCAUAACUGCGUUAAAAUUGCUAGAAUAUAGUGAGAAACAAGCAGCUUUGAUUCCUGAUGAAGUAUUUAACGCAGUAGGAAGCAAUCCUGUCACCACAGUAAACUUGAGCAAGAAUCAGCUCAGUGAAAUUCCUGCCAGGAUUGUAGAGCUGAAAGAAUCAGUUUGUGAUGUCAAUCUUGGCUUCAAUAAGCUCUCAUCCAUUUCCUUGGAGCUCUGUUUGCUUCACAGAUUGACACACGUGGAUGUCAGAAAUAACUUUUUGACAUCUUUACCUGAAGAAAUGGAAGCACUUACAAAACUGCAAAUAAUAAAUCUUGCCUUUAAUAGGUUUAAAAUAUUUCCCAGUGUCCUUUAUCGCAUCCCAACACUUGAAACUAUCCUGCUUAGUAACAAUCAAGUUGGAUCUAUAGAUCCUUUCCAGCUGAAGAAGAUGGACAAGCUUGGCACCUUAGACCUUCAGAAUAAUGACCUCCUACAGGUGCCGCCAGAACUUGGAAACUGUGAAACUCUGAGGACACUUCUGCUGGAAGGAAACCCGUUCCGCACUCCUCGAGCAGCCAUUUUGGCAAAAGGAACAGCUGCAGUACUGGAAUAUCUAAGAAGCCGAAUUCCUACUUGAUCAUAGUCAAGUUUUCGUUUCUUUGUUGGGUUCAUGAAUUAAAGUGCAAGCAAAGUUUGUCCAGUGCAGCAAACUUAGUCUUCCCAGUUGUCAACUAUAUUAAACUGGCCUGUGCCAUAAAGUAUUUGUAGUCUGCAUGUUGAGAAAGGUACCCAACAAUUUUAGAGUUUUUUCCAAAGUUACACAUCUGAACACCAAGUUAAAAACAUCACUGUCUCUGGAAUUAUACCCUGUAAAUUCAGGAUUUCUUUGCAUAUUGGUUUCAGUAAUUUCUUCUACAAGUCCAUUUUUUUAACUUUUCCAAAUGUCAAAAGACUUGUGUAAAAGUGCAAAGUAAGCUUUCUGAAAGGUUGUAUUGUAUGGAAUUCCCAGACCAUAUGUUUUGUGGCAGCUAAUCAAUUUUAACUGUUGCAUCAAGUAUCAUUAUAUGUUACCUGUCUGCCUGUUCUAAAAUGCCCCAAACCUUAAAUUAUAGAGUUAUGAUAUAACAAAAAAGGCAAGGGUAAGGAUUGAAAUGUGCUACAAAGGGUGUACAUGUUUACAGUAAAACUGAUCAAAAUUUACUUUGUUACUAGCACACUUUAAAACAAUAAAUGCUUCCUAUUGGA
This is a messenger RNA of Alligator mississippiensis (American alligator), 3070 nucleotides long. RefSeq names its product leucine rich repeat containing 40 (gene LRRC40). The transcript is spliced from 15 exons. The record is from RefSeq and is a predicted model, not a curated record. Gene Ontology annotation, molecular function: protein binding. Lineage: Eukaryota; Metazoa; Chordata; Crocodylia; Alligatoridae. The coding region runs from base 171 to 2462 and encodes 763 amino acids.